AUGGUGUACGUUUCUCUCACCGGCGCCAACAUGGGUACUGUUGCCGUCGAGAGUUUCCUUUACGGCAUCUUCCUGCUGCUCUCGUCGACCUACAUCUACCUGCAUACGAAUCGGGUGUCCAACGAGAGCGUAACGUUCGAUGCCCGGUGGCGAAAGUUCCUCACGCCGCUCUUCAUGUCGGCAAUCCUCAUCACAACGACAGCAACGGCACACUGGAUUCUUACUGUCGUUCGUUUCUUCCAAGCUUUUGUCCUCUUCGAAGGUGGCGCGGCGCCAGAGCUUUUCUAUGCCGAUCUCUCUCAGACGACCGAGGUGGUCAAGACGGCUUUCCUGAUCUCGACCCUCAUCAUCUCCGACAUCAUGUUUGCAUAUCGUCUGUGGAUUGUCUGGAGUUACAACUUCUGGGUUGUCAUGGUCCCUGCUCUGGCUGUGACAGGACUAUGUGUAUCCGGCAUUGGCAUCGUCUAUGAGCUCACCCGCUUGUCGACUGCGGACACUGUCUUUGUGAGCCAGGCUGCACACUGGAUCACGGCGGAUUAUUCCUUCACCUUCAUUACGAACGUGUACAGCUCUUGCUUGAUAGCAUGGAAGGUGUGGCGGUCAAGCCGGAAGGCGAGUGCGUAUGGUGGAGGCCAGUUGAUGCGAGUCCUCGCUACGAUCGUUGAGAGCGCCGGGACUUACACGCUCUACGUCAUCGUUUUCUUCGCCGCCUAUGAGUCAGGGUCGAACUUGCAAUACCCAUUCGUGGACACGCUCUGCCAGGUAGCUGCCAUCGCAUUCAUGAUGAUCAACGUCCGCGUCGGCCUGGGGUGGGCACAGAAGGCACAUCAGACUCACAGCACGUCGUCGAACAUCAUCCCAUCGCGGCGUAACGGCGACCAGUCUUUCAUCAUGCGUCCAGUGGCCGUCGACAUCACACGGGUGGUGCAAAAGGAGGACGACAUGGGCCAGCCAAUCAAGCGAGCAUCCAGCGACUACAGCUCCUCACCCGUAUAA
This is a messenger RNA of Laetiporus sulphureus 93-53, 996 nucleotides long. RefSeq lists its product as uncharacterized. The coding region runs from base 1 to 996 and encodes 331 amino acids. The record is from RefSeq and is a predicted model, not a curated record. Lineage: Eukaryota; Fungi; Basidiomycota; Agaricomycetes; Polyporales; Laetiporaceae. The transcript has 8 exons.